AUGGCAUUCAAGUUUAACAUGCUUCUUUGUAUGGCCAUGGUUGCAUCCAUGGCAUUCCAUAGCUCGGCACAGGUAUUUACGCAUGUGGUAGGAGAUACCGCGGGAUGGAAUAAACCUUCCAUCCCGACCCUGUAUGCUGACUGGGCGGGCUCGCAAAUCUUUGAAGUAAAUGACAUAUUGAAGUUUAACUUUAAAACCGGAGAAGAGGAUCUUGGAGAAGUCUCUAAGCAAGGAUAUGAUCAAUGCAACAACCACGGCCUUGUCAACUACAUCAAAGAAGGUCCUGCUAACAUCACUUUGACCGAACCUGGACCACAUUACUUCGUUUGUUUGGUUGGAGAUCAUUGUGAAGCUGGUCAGAAAUUAAAUCAAAUGAAACGUUUUGCCAACAAAGCUAAAAUAUAUAACAACUAG
Erigeron canadensis is the source of this 414-nucleotide messenger RNA. Its product is annotated as umecyanin-like. The coding region runs from base 1 to 414 and encodes 137 amino acids. NCBI's taxonomy places the organism in Eukaryota, Viridiplantae, Streptophyta, Magnoliopsida, Asterales, Asteraceae. The record is from RefSeq and is a predicted model, not a curated record. Gene Ontology annotation, molecular function: electron transfer activity. The transcript has a single exon. Gene Ontology annotation, cellular component: plasma membrane.